This is a messenger RNA of Brachypodium distachyon (stiff brome), 1046 nucleotides long. Its product is annotated as oxalate oxidase 1. The coding region runs from base 130 to 810 and encodes 226 amino acids. Gene Ontology annotation, molecular function: manganese ion binding. The transcript has a single exon. Gene Ontology annotation, cellular component: cell wall. The record is from RefSeq and is a predicted model, not a curated record. Lineage: Eukaryota; Viridiplantae; Streptophyta; Magnoliopsida; Poales; Poaceae.
CCAUGGCUCACCGCUAUACUCAUCAGCCACAACUAGUUAGUAACCACCACUGCCUUGGACAUCCUCAACAACUCUAGUCGGAAAGUAAUAGCUAAGCUUGUUGCGUAGUAAGCAGAUCAGCACCGAGCAAUGGGGUACUCACAAAUUACCCUAGUUGGUGGCCUGUUCAUCACCGUGCUGCUGCUGGCACCCGCCGUCCUGGCCACUGACCCGGACCCCCUCCAGGACUUCUGCGUGGCCGACCUCGACGGCAAGGCGGUGUCGGUGAACGGGCACACGUGCAAGCCGAUGUCGGCAGCCGGCGAAGACUUCCUCUUCUCAUCCAAGCUGGCCAAGGCCGGCAACACGACGACCCCGAACGGGUCGGCCGUGACGGAGCUGGACGUGGACGAGUGGCCCGGCGUGAACACGCUCGGCGUGUCCAUGAACCGCGUCGACUUCGCCCCGGGGGGCACCAACCCGCCGCACGUCCACCCGCGCGCCACCGAGAUAGGUCUCAUCACCCAGGGUGAGCUCCUGGUUGGCAUCAUCGGCAGCCUUGACUCCGGGAACAAGCUCCACUCCAGGGUCCUCCGAGCCGGGGAGACGUUCGUCAUCCCGCGUGGCCUCAUGCACUUCCAGUUCAACGUUGGCAAGACGGAGGCAUCCAUGGUCGUGUCCUUCAACAGCCAGAACCCCGGAAUCGUCUUUGUUCCGCUCACCCUCUUCGGCUCCAACCCGCCGAUCCCUACGGCAGUGCUCUCCAAGGCGCUCAGGGUGGAUGGCGGUGUCGUCGAGCUUCUCAAGUCCAAGUUCGCCUCUGGGUCUUAACUCUUAAUUAUACUCGAUAUGCAUGUUUGCUAAAUUAAUAAUGCUCAAUAGAGCUCGUAACUAAGAGUCAGGGUUAAGCUGGCAUAGAGUCGUGGUGUGUAUGGAACGAUUGAAUAAGUUAGCCUCGCGGUUCAGAUCUCCUGAGAACCAAUGCGAGGAAUAUCAAAGUGUAAUAUAUAUGUACAUGUAUUCUUCUUUAUUACAACGAAACGAAUAAAAGCUUUUUAAUUAGUACA